This is a messenger RNA of Diuraphis noxia (Russian wheat aphid), 2393 nucleotides long. RefSeq lists its product as uncharacterized. Lineage: Eukaryota; Metazoa; Arthropoda; Insecta; Hemiptera; Aphididae. The record is from RefSeq and is a predicted model, not a curated record. Gene Ontology annotation, biological process: induction of positive chemotaxis. Gene Ontology annotation, molecular function: cytokine activity.
AUAUUACACUGCGAUGGCUACAUUUCGCUAAAAAUGUUUACCAUCAUACUGUGUUUGUGUAACAAUAUUUUAUUUUUGUAAUACUAUCAAAAUAUACCCGCAGCCCAGGCUCACCAGAUUGGCUGUUUUUUUUGUUUUUAAAUCGUUUUAAUUUUUUUUACUCAUAACUAUAUAUUGUUAAUAUUAUUUUACAAGCRUGCGAGUUCGAGUAUCGCAAUACUUACCAAAUUUGAAUAGUCGUCCGCUGCCACUUUUYGACUGGAGACAUUGAUUGCAACAUUAGAUAAUAUUACUACAUACCUACCUAUAAAUUAUAAAAUGGUAUUGUUUCGGAGUAGAAAUUCGGUACGAAACGAAGAUGUUAUACCAGAUAUAUCAGCUCCAAUACUGCUAAGAAUGACAGCUAUCAGAAACAGUAUGCGCUCGGAACAUCAAUUUAUUGGAGAUAAACACAGCAGUCUUUAUGGCGUACAACAAGCAGACGUCAGCUUGUGGAACAAGAACAUGGGCCAAAAGUGGCGUAAGAUCCGACGACGGUGUUCGUCGUUCAACACGGGCACCGGCAAGGACAAAUCGGCGUCGGUGGACGGGCCGCUGUUGCCGGCGUCACCAUCGUCGUCCGACGACUCGACCGCGUCGCUAUCGCCGACAAUAGCGGCCGCGGCCACAGUGCAAGACAUGUUGCGCACCCGGCUGAACAUGCUGAACAUCAGCUACAAGCGACGGCCGCAAGUGCAGCUGUUCAGCAGCGCGCGCCCGUGCAGCCUGGCCUCGGACACGUCGUCCACGUUUUACGUGCCGUCGCCGUUGCUGGGACAGGACGUGGACACCGCCGGCCCGUGUUCGCUGCCCGUUACGUUUGACCUGUCCACUGACCAACGGCUGUUGCAACCGUCAUCGUUGUGCCGCGUCGCCGAGACGCCGUCAUCCUGCGGUUCGUCCGGCCGUGGGACCGCUGACGACGGCGCCGGCAGUGACCGGUCGUCCGUGUCGUACAGCGACCACGGUUACAACAGCAUCGCCAGCACCACGACAGCCACCGGAUACGACGCCGACCGACUCAGCUGCAGACCUCAUUCGUUCGUUGUCAGACGGUCCGUAAAUAACGCGAAACUGCGACCAACGCGUUGCAGUGGCGACGACACCGACGACGGUUACAACGACGACGGCGGUGACGGCGACGACGACGACGACUAUUACAAUUGUAGUCUGCUGUUACAGAACAAGCCGAAGAUGCGAUCGUGCCGGAGAUGGUCGCAAGCCGACUCGCUGGCAUUGGACACGCCACUGACGGCCAAAGCGUUCAUGAUCGGCGGUGCCGUGUCCGCGUCCACGUCCACGCCCGGCCACGGUGCCUGUCGUCCGCGUUUCAGCGGUCCAUCGUCGUUGCAGCAAACCUACACGCCGCCGCAACUGCAGCAACAGUUACCUUCCCUGCAGCAACAGUUACCUCCGCUGCAGCAACAGUUACCUCCCCAGCAGCAACAGUUACCUUCGCUGCAACAACAUUUGCCGCCCCGAUCGUCACCACCACCGCUGCCACCGCCACUAAUACACAAACCACCGCCUCCGCUGCCGCCACCGCCAUCAGAGAGGACCGUAGUCGACCUUCCAGCCAUACCGGAAGCGUUGCAGUGGGAUGAACAACGCUUACGCCACCGCCGCCGGACGCCUGAACAGCAGCAGGCUGACAGGCUGGAAAGAAACGGUUCGGCGAGAGUCAGCGGCAGGAACCCGUAUCGCACGUUCAACGGGAGGGCUGCAUCGCCAGCCGGCGCCACCGUUCCCGAUUCCGGCGGCGGUGGUGGCGGCGGUGGCGUCGUUCCGGCGGACCAUUGUCAUCGAGACAAUCUGCAGGGCGGAAAAAAUGACGGCAAUUGUUUCUACACGUUGCCGCGGGGCGGCGGCAAGGAUGCAGGUUUCACGAUAAUGACGGUCAAGUUCCAUAAAGGUCCGGGCCACAAGUGCUUGGGCUUCAGCAUUGUAGGCGGCACAGACUCGCCAAAAGGUACUAUGGGCAUCUACGUGAAAACCAUAUUUCCGAAUGGACAAGCAGCCGAUAAGGAGACGUUAAAAGAAGGUGAUGAAAUCCUGGCCGUCAACAACAAGCCGUUGCACGGAUUAAGUCAUCGCGAAGCGAUAGCUGUAUUCAAAGAGAUUAAACUGGGAGAAAUGGCGUUGCACAUCGGUAGGAGGAUUCCAAAAAGAACUCGGGAAUCGGUGAAGUCGAUGCGAAGUCCUUGAAAAGAAGAAUACUUAUCGAGAUUCUCAUUUCAAUGGAUGGUGUUAUUAUUAUUACUAUAUCAUUAAGUUUUGUACCUGUACCUAUAAUUUUAUUCCGAGUUUUAUGUAAUGUUUUGAUCGUUUAACCAAUAAUUAUUAUUAAUUUCUCA